UAAAAGUCGGCGACUCCUAAGCAAGCGUCUCCCUUUCUCUCGGCUCUCGCUUCGGGGCGAGGCGGAACUCCGGCGGCGGCGGCGGCGGCCGGUCAGAAGAAGGAUCGAUGGGCAAGAACAAGGGCCGGGCUUCCAGCAGCGGCUUGGCGGCGUCGCUGCUGCCUGACGCCCAGGGCGCCGCCGUCCCCACCGUGGGUUUCGGGGGCUACCACGGCGCCUCCCGCGUCGAGCCCGCCGCCCUGCCUUCCUCCUCCGCUGACACCGAUGCUCCGAUUCGCUUGCCUCCCGACGUGGAUGGUGAAGUGCUGCAGCACCUAAGGAGGCUCGGAAGGAAGGAUCCCACAACAAAGCUCAAGGCAUUAUCUACCCUCUCUAUGCUCUUUGCACAAAAACCUGGUGAGGAAGUCGUGCAAAUUGUUCCACAAUGGGCAUUUGAGUACAAGAGGCUGUUGCUUGACUAUAACAGAGACGUUCGUCGUGCUACUAAUGAUACCAUGUCUAGCCUUGUCAUGGCAGUCAAGAAGGGUCUAGCUCCACAUCUCAAGUCUUUGAUGGGGCCUUGGUGGUUUUCACAGUUUGAUCCUGCUGCUGAGGUUGCGCAGGCUGCUCGACGGUCAUUUGAGGCAGCAUUCCCACAAUCAGACAGAAGGUUGGAUGCUUUAAUGCUAUGUGUAAAGGAGACGUUUGUUCACCUAAAUGACAAUCUGAAGCUAACAACACAAGCUUUAUCCGACAAGGCUACACCGAUGGAUGAAUUAGAAGAUAUGCAUCAGAGGGUGAUAUCAUCAUCAUUGUUGGCAAUGGCAACUCUUAUCGACAUCUUACUAGGGGUGAAGUUACAAAAUUAUGGUGAUGACAGUGCAAAUACCGAAAGCAAGUAUCAUUCAAAAGUUCGAUCUACCACACUGUCUUCCGCUGAAACUGCAUUUUCUAUGCAUAAAUACUUUCUUGAUUUUCUGAAGUCAAAAAGUGCUGUUAUACGGUCAGCUACAUAUUCGCUGCUUACAAGUUAUAUCAAAUAUGUCCCUCAUGUUUUCAACGAAGAAGCCAUGAAGAUACUUACUUCCACCGUACUCGGCGCCUUCCAUGAAAAGGACCCAUUAUGUCAUUCUUCUAUGUGGGAUACAAUUCUUGUUUUUUCUAGAAGGUUUCCAGAGGCUUGGUCAUAUUGCAAUAUUCACAAGGUUGUCCUUAAUCGGUUUUGGCACUUUCUGAAAAAUGGAUGCUAUGGGUCUAAACAAACCUCAUAUCCUCUCAUAGUUCAGUUUUUGGAUUCUAUACCAUCUAAAGCUGUUGCUCCAGAGCAAUUCGCUUUUGACUUUCUACAAAAUCUUUGGGCUGGUAGAAACCAGAGGCAGUUAUCAGCCGCUGAUAGUUUGUCUUUCUUUACUGCGUUUAAACAGAGCUUUUUGUGGCUUCUAAAAAAUGUGCCGAGACAUUCUGGAGGAGAUUCUUCAGGUGAUAUUCAUAUCAAGCUUAUAGUUAAUGUUCUUGCCAAAAUUGCUUGGUCUGAUUACCUUCAGUUAUCGCUAUCCAAAAACCUGGACACAAGUCCCAGUUUGCUUUCUGAAGAAGCAACUACUGAUGAUUGUCAGCUACCUCAUAAGAAGUCAUUGUUGGUUUCAAACAUGCGCCAGCCGACUUACUAUUAUCAGGAUCUGGGGAGAUGUAUCAUUGAAAUAUUGGAUGCUAUUUCAAUUACAGAAACACAUCUGUUGGAUGUUGCUUGUGAGUCUCUACUGAGGGACUAUUUGGACGUAGUUCAUCAGGGGGAAAAUCUAUCAAAAUUUCAGGAGCAUGUGGACCAAGUUGCAUAUUUCUUCCGUUCUUUGGAUCUGCUCGUUGUGCAUAACGGUGGAACAUGGCCGCUGGAAAGCUUAGCGAGACCACUGGUUGAAAAAUCUCUGCCAGCUAUCAAGUCCAUGGAUACCCCAAGUCUUGUUAAACUUCUUUUAAUUUUGGUUGAAAUAUUUGGGCCUUCCCCCCUAUUCUUGAAGAACUCUCAGAAAAUUGAUGAUAAAUCAAAUGUUGAGCCUUAUCUGAAGGUAUUCAAUGGUGACUUUAUCCCUUGGUGCUUGGAUGGGAAGUAUAGCACCUGUAGCUCAAAGAUUGAUUUAUUGCUGUCUUUAUUUCAUGAAGAGUGCUUCUUUGACCAGUGGUCUUUGGUUAUUGAAUACACUAGAGCUAAACAAAAGUGCUCUGUUGAUAAUAAGAGCUCACAGACAAGUGACCAAUAUGAACUGCUGGCACUUAUACUUCAAAAAGUCAGAGAAAGAAUUACUGGGGAAAGGUUGAGAAGUUUGCAGAAAAAUGGUUCGUUGCCAGAACAUUGGCGGCAUGAUCUAUUGGAUUCUGCUGCAGUUUCUGUCUUCUGUAAUUUGCCCACUACAGAGUCUCAUGUACGCUUUCUAUGUGCUGCACUGGGUGGCUCCAGUCAAGAUGAUCAAAUUUGUUUUCUCUCUGCUGAGGCUGUUUGCAAAAUCCGUGGAUCCAUUUUGAAGUCUUUGGCAUCGGUACUCAUCACAACAACUUUUGAGUGGACAAAGUCUGCACAUUUUCUGUUGUCACCUGCUGAACCUGAGCAUUGCGUCAAUCUUCUAGAAGGACAGUCGUUGUCAGCAAACAUUGAGACGGCUCAGUUCGCUUUGGAAGUAUUUGAGCAUAGCUUGUUUGCCCUAAGGAUAAACGAGGAAGAUUCAAUAUUUUCUUAUAUUCUGUCCACUUUGUUUAUCAUUGAAUGGGAAUGCAGCAUGGGUAUAACUCUUGCAGAAGAUGCUUUGAAAUAUCAUAACGACGAAAUCAGUGUCAAGGCUUCUACCUCAAGCAGUUCAGAUGAUCAUUUGGAUGAGACAAUGCUUUUGAAGGCUAGCCUUGCAGAACGUAUACAUGCUUUUCGCCAAAGAUUAAGCCCAUCCUUUUGGAAUGACCUUCAUUCAGGCACUUUGACUAGGCUGGUAAAUAUUCUAGUGCAGUCUGUCAGGUAUGCUGUAUUUCAGACACAAGACUUACUUACUGAUAGGACAGCAGUCUUAUGUUCGGAGUGGGUGGUAGACAUGUUGAGACUCAUCUGCCUUGACCACAUAAAGUUGCAAUGUUUCUUUGAUCUUCUGUUAUCGGAGGGAGAAUACUGGCCGCUCUGGGUGAAGCCGUCUUUACGAAAUGGUCAUGCAUCAGUGAUCCAAUGUGAUCCAAUUACUGCAGAUGAAGUUGAACUGAAACACCACCGGUUUGUUGCUUUUGUUGACAAGCUUGUUCUGAACCUUGGCUUUAGUCAAGUGAUUUUAGGUGUUCCAGGAAAUCAACAGUGUGGAACAUCACCAUCAAUUGAUGUUACUUCACCUGUUUGUUCCUUCUCUAGAGCAUGGGUUGCUGGUGAGAUGAUUUGCACUUGGAAGUGGAAAGGGGGAAGUGCACUGAGCACAUUCUUACCUGCUCUGGUUCAGUACAUGAAAACAGAGUCAUGUCUUGAGGUCAGCAUUGUGCCCCUGUUGCUUGACACAUUACUAGAAGGGGCCCUUAUGCAUGAGAGUAGUGACUGGGUACUGUUCAACGCUUGGCAUAUCUCUGACAAUGAGAUUGAGAAAAUCCAAGAUCGUUUUCUCCGUGCUCUUGUGGGUCUGUUAUAUACAACUUAUAUCAAGGACUGUAUUUGGAGAGAAUCGGAUGCACUUGUAUUUUUUGAACAGCUACUGAGUAGUCUUUCUAUUGGUUCAACAGUAAAUAGAAAAUGUGUGAGGACUCUUCCUUUCAUCAUGUGUACAAUCAUCAAGCCCUUGACAGAAAAAAUGAGAUUGAACGAAGCUUCUCCCUACUCUGAUUUGGUGGGAAAAAGUAUAUUGAGUUGGCUUGAUGAAGCCAUCUCUUGUCUGUCAUUGAACCCAAGUGAAGUAACACAACAAGAUAUUGAGGACUGGAUUCAAGUGGUCCUAUCUUGCUUCCCGUUGAAGAUAACUGGAGGAGCCCCAAAACUGUUAAUUAAGUUUGAACGACAGAUCAGCGAGACAGAAGCAUCAUUACUCCUGAGUCUUUUUCUGAGGUACCAGACUUUCUAUACUAGCACAGAUCCAUUGCUGUUCUCCAGUGGAUCUAAGCUAUCAAAAACAAUUGAACUUCUGAGUGUGAAACUGAUAGCAGUUAUGGUUGGCUAUUGCUGGACGAAACUCGGUGAAAAUGAUUGGCGUUUUCUGUUCCGUACGCUACGUAAGUGGAUUGAAUCUGCUACUUUGCUUGUUGAAGAAAUAACAGAUGGCAUCAAUGAUGCUGUAAUAAACCAGAAACCAGAAGAUACCUUGGAGAAGCUUAAACUGACGGCCUGUACUGUAGAUGAGCUAACAUUUAUUUGUGCUGAAUCUGCUUUGGUUACAUUGUGUAACCUCAAUCAUCUUGACAGUCUCCGUGAAACAGAAAACUCCCAAGCUAUUCACCUUAUUGGGUCAGGGGAGUAUGCAGAGUGUAAUGACAAGAUGAUGGAGAGUAUCCUGCGUUUGUUCUUGGCCUCUGCUGUUUCAGAGGCAAUUGCAAAAUCUUUUAGUGAAGAGGCUUCAUCCAUCAUAGCUUCAACUCGUCUGGUUUAUUUGCAUUUUUGGGAACUAGUGGCAUCAUUCAUCGUUUAUGCUUCACCACAGAUUAGAAGAUCUGCACUGGAGUCUAUGAAACUGUGGGGACUUGCCAAAGAUUCAGUCAGUGGACUAUAUUCUAUUCUUUUCUCCUUGCAGCCAAUAUAUCAUCUACAGUUUGCGGCUUACUCCCUGCUUAUGUCUGAGCCCCUCUGUCAAAUUUCAUUAGUCAAAGGGUGUUCUCUGGAAGAAAACAGCCCACCGUGUCAGGAGUCUGACAUGGGUCAAAGUAACGAGUCGUUGCCAGAUUCAGAGAAGACCCUAUAUAUCAGAGACGAACUCUCUGCCUUGAUUGAGAUGCCUACUUCUGAACUUCUGAAAACAGAUCUGACAGCUCAACAUAGGGUUGAUGUCUUCGUUGCCUGGGCAUUGCUGUUGUCCCACCUGCAGUUACUGCCAUCAUCAUCCACUACUAGGGAAAAAAUACUUCAAUAUAUACAAGAUAAGAUUAGUCCCUGCAUAUUGGAUUGCAUUUUCCAGCAUAUCCCAUUAAGGACUGCUGCACCUAGCGGGAAGAAGAAAGAUAUUGGGCUUGUGCCUGAAGCAGAAGCUGCUGCCAAAGCUUCUAAAAAUGCCAUUAUUACAUGCUCGCUGCUACCGUAUGUGGAAUCUCUUUGGCCAGUUGGGGUUUUGCAAAUGGCCUCGCUUGCAGGGUCAUUGUAUGGGAUGAUGAUUAGACUACUUCCUUCCUAUGUACGUACAUGGUUUACUAGCUUGAGAGAUCGUUCAUUGUCAUACUCAAUCGAGUCCUUCACUAGAGCAUGGUGCAGUCCUCCUCUUCUAGUGGACGAAUUUUCUCAGGUCAAGGACUUUGUUUAUGCCGAUGAAAAUUUCUCGGUUAGCGUAAACCGGUCGGCAUAUGAAAUUAUUGCUACAUAUAAGAAGGAGGACACAGGAAUUGAUCUUGUUAUACGUCUCCCAAGUUGUUACCCUCUGCGUCAUGUAGAUGUUGAAUGUACAAGGAGUCUGGGUAUCAGUGAUGUGAAAUGUAGAAAAUGGCUGCUUUCCCUCACGUCAUUCGUCCGUAACCAGAAUGGUGCGAUAGCCGAGGCGAUCCGCACCUGGAAAAACAAUUUCGACAAGGAGUUUGAGGGUGUGCAGGAAUGCCCAAUCUGCUACAGCAUUCUCCACACGAGCAACCACGGCCUCCCACGGCUGGCAUGCAAGACAUGCAAGCACAAGUUUCACGGCGCCUGCCUUUAUAAGUGGUUCUCAACAUCCAACAAAUCAACAUGCCCGCUAUGCCAGACUCCUUUCUAGAAAUGCUCUGCAAGGAGUUACUGGAAAACAUUGCUGUUGGGACUUGGGAUACAAUAUGAGUUUCUGGCUCUAGUAGCGGAUGAAUUUUGGAACGCUGCCUUUGCAAUGCAGCUGUAUGACAACCUGACCUCGUGUAUGAUCGGUCUCUGUUUUGCCCCUUAGUUACCACUUUAAUGUUAGCUCAAGGAUUUUAGAACAUUUCUUACAGCAGUGAUUCAAAGGUUUCUUUUGUCAGAUUUGCUUUCAUAGCUCAUGUUUUAAUCAGUGCACAUUAUGCUUAUAAAUUUUGGUGAUGUAAUCCCCUUCAUAUAGAUUAUAAAUGUACAUAAUUAUUUAAGAUCA
Molecule: messenger RNA, 6218 nt
Organism: Brachypodium distachyon (stiff brome)
Lineage: Eukaryota; Viridiplantae; Streptophyta; Magnoliopsida; Poales; Poaceae
Product: E3 ubiquitin-protein ligase listerin
Exons: 15
Coding region: 108-5876 (1922 amino acids)
Biological process (GO): ribosome-associated ubiquitin-dependent protein catabolic process; rescue of stalled cytosolic ribosome
Cellular component (GO): RQC complex; cytosol
Molecular function (GO): zinc ion binding; ribosomal large subunit binding; ubiquitin protein ligase activity
Source: RefSeq, a predicted model, not a curated record